Messenger RNA from Telopea speciosissima, 1487 nucleotides. Its product is annotated as pyruvate dehydrogenase E1 component subunit beta-3, chloroplastic-like. Gene Ontology annotation, molecular function: pyruvate dehydrogenase (acetyl-transferring) activity. Gene Ontology annotation, biological process: pyruvate decarboxylation to acetyl-CoA. NCBI's taxonomy places the organism in Eukaryota, Viridiplantae, Streptophyta, Magnoliopsida, Proteales, Proteaceae. Bases 119 to 1354 code for a protein of 411 amino acids. The transcript is spliced from 4 exons. The record is from RefSeq and is a predicted model, not a curated record.
CGUCCUUGCUUCGUUCCAUAUCACAUAUUAUAAACUCAAAUCCAGGCCAACAUUCCCUUCUGAACCCAGCCUUAUCUCUUUCUCUCUCUGCUGUGUGUUGAGUUUUAGAAGAAGAAAAAUGGCUGGCAUUAUGCAGAGGAUCGGAGCCCGAACUACUCUUUCACCGUCGUCGUCUUCUUUCGAUUCCAAGGGAUUUUGGCUUCCCACCGUUAAGUCUCACCCAGAAAGGAAAGGAAGUUCUUUAGUUGUGAGAUCUGAGGGAAGAGUUAUCCCUGGUUCUAAUCUUAGAGUUCGCAACAGCAGCGCUGGUGGUAGAUUGGUUACCAAUGCCGUUACAGCAAAGGCUGAUGCUUCCUCUACUUCCACGACAUCUAAGCCCGGGCAUGAACUCUUGUUGUUUGAAGCCCUUCGAGAAGGCCUGGAAGAAGAGAUGGACAGGGAUCCACGAGUUUGUGUCAUUGGAGAAGAUGUGGGUCACUAUGGAGGUUCAUACAAGGUGACAAAGGGCCUAGCACCAAAGUAUGGGGAUCUAAGGGUUCUUGAUACCCCCAUUGCUGAGAACUCUUUCACAGGGAUGGCUGUUGGAGCUGCCAUGACAGGCCUCAGGCCAAUAGUUGAGGGCAUGAACAUGGGCUUCCUUCUCCUGGCUUACAACCAGAUCUCUAACAAUUGUGGUAUGCUCCACUACACUUCAGGUGGCCAGUUCACCAUUCCAGUUGUCAUUCGUGGGCCCGGAGGUGUUGGACGUCAGCUUGGGGCUGAGCAUUCACAACGACUUGAAUCAUAUUUCCAGUCAAUUCCUGGAAUCCAGAUGGUUGCUUGCUCAACACCAUACAAUGCCAAGGGCCUCAUGAAGGCAGCCAUCCGGAGUGAGAAUCCAGUUAUCUUGUUUGAGCAUGUUCUUCUCUACAAUCUCAAGGAGAGGAUCCCAGAUGAAGAAUAUGUGUGUUCACUGGAGGAGGCAGAGAUGGUGAGGCCUGGGGAGCACAUUACAAUCCUAACCUACUCCCGCAUGAGGUACCAUGUGAUGCAGGCUGCCAAGACAUUAGUGAACAAGGGAUACGAUCCUGAGGUGAUUGAUAUCAGGUCAUUGAAACCGUUUGAUCUUUACACGAUAGGUAAUUCAGUAAAGAAGACACACCGUGUUCUCAUCGUGGAGGAGUGUAUGAGGACAGGUGGGAUUGGUGCCAGUCUAACAGCAGCCAUCAAUGAGAAUUUCCAUGAUUACUUGGAUGCCCCAGUUAGGUGCCUAUCCUCGCAGGAUGUGCCAACUCCGUAUGCCGGAACAUUGGAAGAUUGGACUGUGGUUCAGCCUGCCCAGAUAGUGGCUGCUGUUGAGCAGCUUUGCCAGUAGUGGCCCCAGUACAAGUAGCAGUAGCAAGGUGUAAUUCCAAAAGGAAUUUUUUUUUUGUUUCUGUUCAAACUAUUAUCUUAGUUUUUCUACAGUUUCUAAAUAGCAUUGUUUUCAAAGAAUUUUUAUUUAAUUU